UAGCAUCCGGAUUUACAAGUACGCAGUUCACCACCAGUGGCGCUUUGAUUGCUGCCGGCAAACCGGCGCCGGCGUCAUUCGUUUCCCGUCAUUCAUCGCGUUUCUUUCAUUGAGUUGUGCGUGUAGAAUUCCGGCAAAAAUUCAACCGUGAAAGAUGGAUGGUGGAGGAAUGCGUGGCAGAGGAGGCUACUCCAGAGGGAUGAGCCGAGGAGACUUCACAAGAGGCCGUGGCGGACCCCCCAGAGGCCGCGGUGGACCACCUGGUGCUUUUAGAGGUGGGCCACGAGGUGGCGGGGAAUUCCAAGGUCAUGGGCGGGGAGACUUCACACCAAGGGGCCGUGGAGAUUUCUCGCGAGGUCGGGGUGGUGCUGGUGACUUCACACCACGGGGCCGUGGAGGAUCCAGUGGAGAGUUUGUCCCCAGAGGUCAGGGCUUUACACCGCGUGGACGAGGGGGGCCUCCCACACGCGGCGACUUCGCACCACGGGGCCGCGGCGACUUCGCACCACGGGGCCGCGGCGACUUCGCACCACGAGGCCGCGGCGACUUCGCACCAAGAGGUCGCGGGGACUUCGCUCCAAGGGGCCGGGGAGACUUCGCACCAAGGGGCCGCGGAGACUUCACACCAAGGGGCCGUGGAGAUUUUGCACCCCGCGGAAGGGGUGACUUCAACACUGCGCGGGGAGGCGGCUAUGCUGGAGGACCACCCGUAGCUGGUGGUCCACCAAUGCGUGGAGGGCCUGCCUUAAGGGGAGAUGCUCCACCUGGAGCCGGCCGUGGCAUGCUACCACCACGUGGUGGCAUGGGUGGUGGCAUGGGUGGUGGCAUGGGUGCUGGAGGACCACCCGCUAAGCGGGGUCGCUGGGAGGGACCUCCGAACACAGGCUCUUCUUAUCAGGACAACUACUACAACAACGGAGCAAGCCAAGAUUAUGGAAACAGUGGUGGCUAUGACGAUGGCUAUGGACAAGCGCCUGUCAGUCGGAGCACCUACCAGGACUCGUAUGCGGCACCUUCAGACAUGAUGGGCAAUGGCUACCAGGGUCCCGGAGUUGGAGUAGGUGGCAACACAGGCGGUUAUGGCGAAGGUGCUGGUGGCUACAACACGGAUUACAACAAGCCCCCAAUGGAGAGGGGAGGUGGUGACUUCAGGAGUGGUGGCGCUGGCUAUGCACCCCCCGUUGGUGGCGUCGGUGGUGGUGGUGGCUACGCCAGCAGCUACGACGACAGGGGUUAUGGGGGAAGGCAAGACGGUGGCUACGGGGGAGCACGCCCUGCGGCUGACAACUUCAGUGGAGGUGGUCCCCGAUCAGACUAUGCCUCCUAUGACAGCUAUGGUGGCGCAGCGUAUGGCCAAUCUCGGGAUAGCUAUGGAGGGGCAGGCCGCUAUUAAGAGUGCAGCAAGCUGCUGUCCUUUUUUCUUUUUGAGAGCAAGUGUAGAAGAGCGGCAGAGACAUUUUUUCAUAUAUGAAAAAGCCUCCACCAUGCCCACCACCAUCCAUCUUCAACAUACCAUCACGGCCUUGCUUGAAGAAAUUUCUAGAUGCAGGCACUGUGCUAUAUUUUUUCCUCCCAACACCACAUAUGAACCUCGUGCUUUGUAAUUUACCCUUCAUUUCUCAUUUUCUCUCAUUGAACUUUUUUUUUUUUCUCCCUAAGCAUUAGCCAGGUGGCUCGGAAGGCCACAGUGCACCAUUAGGCACAUCAUAGUUUUAUUUUCAUGUCUACUCAUGGAACCUGGCAUUGUCUAAUGAACUUGGUGUUAGUGAGCGCUCGUGUCAUGAAACAAGCACAUACUACUGUCUCUGUAUGUAUUCAAAGUGGUCCAGGCGGAUCAAAUGAAAUAAAAUUUGGAGUGGAACCCCCUAGCUGCUGCCAAGUUUGAUUACUGAGGUGCUUAGUAUGCAGCGCUAGCCCAUGUGGGAAGCGUAGCGAUCCUCUACAGCCACACUGCAAUGGAACGAAGAAAUGAACAUGGCCGAGUGCCUGUCCGAAGCUGCUUUUCCGUUGAGAACCGCAUCAGCAAUUUCACAAGGCUGUUAAGCUGCCCUGGUAAGCUUACCACUAAAACUGGAGAGCAUCAAAUCCGCUCCAGCUGUAACUAGCUCUGACUGUUAUUCGUGUAUUUUUUCUUGUGCAGCUGGAAAGUAUGCAUUGCCUCAGGCAUGGCUUGGCAGAUUCAUCUGCAGGUGUCUUUAAAAUUUAAGAUGAAAUUUUGGUAGCAAGGCACUAAGAAACAUUUGCCAGAAUUUUACCAUUUUUAUGUCUCCCAUUUGCAAUAAGGCGUACUAGAUUGCCUGCUUUUAUACAACUUUUACCAGAGGCAAAGGGAUGGCACCGUUUUAGUCUUAUUAGCUUGCAUUAGAAAACUUAUAUGCCAUAAUUUCACCAUUUUGAUGCCUCCCAUUUGUAAUAAACCCUACUGGACUGCUUGCUUUUAUGCCAAACUUCACCCAAAGACCGUUUUGGUUUAUUAGUGUAGUGUGACUAUAUCUGCAGAGCAGUGCAUUUUAGGGCUUGUUUGCAAACAAAGUUGCACAAAUUCAUUUGCCACUGCACUGCGUUAAUAUCUUAAUGAAAAGGCACUUUUCAGUUAAAGGCACUGAUGUAUGAAAGACUGAUGCUGCUGCAAUCAGGAGUUGGUCAUCUCGAGCACUUGAAACUUUGUUACCCCUCUUCAUGCUCAAAUGCAGCGCUACAUCCUUCAGAAUUGAUUGAAGUUGGUUUUCAGAAACAAAAAAUUAUGCCUCAAAUUGCCAAAUUCCCUUUUUCGUACAAAAUAAAGCUCUAUCAACCCGAUGUGGGCAAUGCUUCUCUAGAACUCCUGAAUGCUGUAAAAUUCAUUGCGGUAGCGCAUAGUAUUGUAGGGUCAGAUUGAACAUCCACUGCGUACUUGUAGAGAAGUGCAAUAACACUUAAGGCCAAUGUUUCAUGAUUGCAGUGCCCUUGAACUGAGACCUCUCUGGUCUGCCAUUAUAUUGCUUACUAACGUUACUUAUUCUAGUGCCUGAUUUGAUCAGAAGUGGCUUAUUGAAAACACUCCAAUAAUAUAUAAGAAUGUGCAAAGCAAAAUAUUCUGUGAAAAUGUUCCCAUUGUGGGAUACAUGCCAGAGUGCACGCAAAUAUAUCGGGCCUUAACUAUGUUCUGGUUUAAAAUGUUGCGAGUGUCGUGCUGCCUGAAUAAGUAGCAAAAGGCAUUGCGCGUACGAUCAAGCCAUUAAAAUGCUCGCAACUGCUACAUUGCAUGUCUUGCAGUAGCAGGUAACAGUCGCCAAUUCUAGUCUCCUUGAAUCUCGUAUUGUUUCAUUGAAGGUAAUGUGUAAACAAGCAUUCUGCUUGCGUUGUAUAACGUUUAACUGUGACUGUUGUAAGCAUUUUCGCCUUAGUUAGUGCUGCUAGUUGGCACAUGUCAUUUGCUUCUAGCAGUAACAACCUUUUCCAGGAUUUUCAAUGUGAAUAUGCUUGCAAGGCCGUUUUCUUAAAUCCUUCACAGCUUUCGCAAGUCCGUCAUUCUAUGGAGAGGGCACAGCACCAGUGGCUCCACAGGCUUACGGCCAAGUAUUUCACACUACGAUGACAUAAUCUCGUUCAUGAAAGCCAGCAUCUCAGCCGUUGCUGCUGCUAUACUGAAGGAAGCCUCAUGCGCCAUUUUAUUCUUCGUAUACCACGCCUUCAAGUGUCUAUAAAGAAGUUAUAAUACGU
Molecule: messenger RNA, 3702 nt
Organism: Dermacentor silvarum
Lineage: Eukaryota; Metazoa; Arthropoda; Arachnida; Ixodida; Ixodidae
Exons: 6
Coding region: 155-1393 (412 amino acids)
Source: RefSeq, a predicted model, not a curated record